Messenger RNA from Drosophila kikkawai, 454 nucleotides. RefSeq names its product Dolichyl-phosphate mannosyltransferase subunit 3 (gene Dpm3). Lineage: Eukaryota; Metazoa; Arthropoda; Insecta; Diptera; Drosophilidae. The record is from RefSeq and is a predicted model, not a curated record. Gene Ontology annotation, biological process: GPI anchor biosynthetic process. Gene Ontology annotation, cellular component: dolichol-phosphate-mannose synthase complex; endoplasmic reticulum membrane.
CCGGCCUACCUACGGUCACACUACUUGUCUGUUUACGUGUAUUUCCUUAUUUUGGAUUUUGUUUUAUUUACCCCAAAAAUCCAAUUAAAUAUGACGAACCUGCAACGCUGGCUCUUCUACGCCUCGCUCUUUGCAGUGCCCUAUCUGGCCAUUGUCUUGGGAACGGUGCAAACCCAGUUUACUACCAAGUAUUUCCUACACAUUCAACUGCUCCCCUUGCUGCUGCUGGUGAUUUUCGGCAUAUUUUCGGCGUGGACUGUCUUGUACCGGACUUUUACUUUCAACGACUGCCCCGAGGCCGCCAAGGAGCUGCAGGCUGAGAUUCUGGAGGCACGCAAGGACUUGAUAGCCAAGGGAUUUCGGUUUCGCGACUGAGGUGGGGGGUUCCCAACUCCCCAGGACUUGUGCAUGUUAAUCUGUAAUUCCAUUAUUUAUAUAAAGUUACGCAAAUGUA